UGCUUGUAGAAGAAGCAAAAGUAUCCACAUAUUACAAUGGCUUUUCUCUCCCAAAUACUGGUUCCUUCAUCUUCAUCUGUCAAAAUUUUCUCAGUCAUUGCAGUCAUUUUCCUCUCCCAUAAUGUUGCUGCAGUAACACCAGCCACAAAUAAAACAACUAGAGCAGUUUUUACUUUCGGAGAUUCAAUAAUGGACACGGGCAAUAAUGACUACAUCAUUUCUAUAGCCAAAGGCAAUUUCCCACCUUAUGGGAGAGACUUUGUGGGAGGAAAGCCUACCGGAAGAUUUAGCAAUGGAAAAGUCGCCUCAGAUUUUGCUGCUGAAAUGUUUGGAGUGAAGAAGAUUUUGCCGGCUUAUCUGGAUCCGAAAUUGCAGCUUCAAGACCUACUUACUGGUGUAUGUUUUGCCUCAGCAGGAUCAGGAUAUGACCCUCUCACUGCCAAAUUACUUUCUGUCUUGUCACUACCAGAUCAAUUAGACUUGUUUAAAAAAUACAAAAGCAAGAUAACUGCAGCAGUUGGGAAUGAAAGAACAGCCACUAUACUGUCGAAAAGCAUUUCCUUUCUUUCCAUGGGAAGCAAUGACCUUGCAAUUGAUUAUUUUUCUACACCACUGAGGAGCCCUCACUAUGAUAUUCCAGCUUAUACAGAUCUCAUGAUCGAAUCAGCUUCAAAUUUCUUGCAGGAACUUCAUGCACUGGGAGCAAGAGUGAUCGGAGUAAUAUGUAUACCACCAAUUGGGUGUUUGCCAGCACAGAGAACACUUAAUGGAGGUAUAAAGAGAGCGUGCUACGAAACCGGGAAUCAAGCAGCAACCCUUUUCAACUCGAAGCUCUCCCUCCUUAUAGAUUCCCUCAAUGAGAGACUUCCAGAAGCACACCUCAUGUACCUUGAUAGCUACAGCCCUGCGCUUUCCCUGAUCCAAAACCCUGCUCAAUAUGGAUUUGAAGUGGUGGAUAAAGGAUGCUGUGGAACAGGAGAUCUUGAAAUUGGCCCUCUGUGUAACAAAGACACCCCGGGUACUUGUAACGAUGUGUCCAAGUACAUAUUCUGGGAUAGCUUUCAUCCUACAGAGAAGGCAUACAGGAUCCUCACCUCUAUUAUUUUCAAAGGAGUUAAGAUAUGAGGGUUUCAUCUCUGAAGAAUCACAUGACAGAUACCAAUAGAAAUAAAUUAUCCAUAAGGAUCUGUAUAUUUUCUUAUUUCAAUAAUUUCUAGCUCAUAUCAUCCACUGUACUUUUCUUGCCAUUUAUUAUUGGAUGGGGAAAAAAAUAGCAAAGUGAAAUUAAGAAAAGUAAACGAAUUUUAAGUUCUUUACAUCUGGCCACUACUGCUAUAAGGUGAAAUAUGGUACAGACACUAAAGUUUGCUAAGAAAAAACCUAGCCAUUUUUUUUUGAGUAAUGCUAGGUGAACCACCUUUUAGGGAACCACCUAGAGCCCACCUUAGUUGGCAUCUUAUGUGGCAUAGCCACAUCAUCAAAGCUUAAUUUCUAAUUCUUUUAUAUUUUUAUUUUUUCUUAACUACAAAAAUUCAUUUUUCUUUUUUCACUUUCUUGAUUUUAUCUUUUAUACCUUUUUUUUUUUUUUUUUCUUUCUGAUCUAAUCUGCGCCGUCUUCAUCUUCAUCAGACCAACAUAUGUUCUCUCCUCCUCUCUCACCAAUUGCUAUAAGAAAGUGGCACCUUGCAGCAAAGAAGCUUGUAAAACAGAGCAAGCAUUCAAUUCCAACCAGUGCACCCGGCACUCCAUUACAUGGCAUGUAAAGUUUGGUUAUAGUAGAGAAUUGAGAAGCGCGCUCCUGGUUUGAAGACUUGGAUUUAAGAUUUUCCCACCUUGAAAGAUUGAUUUUACACCAAUGUUGGGUAGCCUUUGGGGAACGUAUCAAGAUCUAUAGUGAUAGUGAGCUGCGAGCAUCUAAAAUAUUUUCUACUAUUUAGUGAUUCUUUGAUGUCAAACUUAUUGUUUAUGACUACAAAUUUUCCAAAUUUA
Molecule: messenger RNA, 1989 nt
Organism: Rosa rugosa (rugosa rose)
Lineage: Eukaryota; Viridiplantae; Streptophyta; Magnoliopsida; Rosales; Rosaceae
Product: GDSL esterase/lipase EXL3-like
Exons: 5
Coding region: 37-1125 (362 amino acids)
Cellular component (GO): extracellular region
Molecular function (GO): hydrolase activity, acting on ester bonds
Source: RefSeq, a predicted model, not a curated record